Messenger RNA from Larimichthys crocea (large yellow croaker), 620 nucleotides. RefSeq names its product isotocin-neurophysin IT 1. Lineage: Eukaryota; Metazoa; Chordata; Actinopteri; Sciaenidae. Gene Ontology annotation, cellular component: secretory granule; extracellular region. Bases 75 to 545 code for a protein of 156 amino acids. The record is from RefSeq and is a predicted model, not a curated record. The transcript has 4 exons. Gene Ontology annotation, molecular function: neurohypophyseal hormone activity.
CCAAGAACAGAAGAAGCAUCUAGGAGCAUCUGAAACGAACAUUUGAAAUCUACUGUUCAUCAAGAACAACAAAAAUGACUGGAGCUGCCGUAUCUGUGUGCCUACUUUUUGUCCUGUCUGUAUGUUCAGCAUGUUACAUCUCUAACUGUCCUAUUGGUGGGAAGAGGUCCAUCAUGGAUGCACCACUGCGCAAGUGCAUGUCUUGUGGCCCCGGAGACAGGGGCCGCUGCUUCGGCCCUAGCAUCUGUUGUGGGGAGGGCCUCGGCUGCCUGCUGGGAUCCCCAGAAACAGCUCACUGUGUUGAGGAAAACUACCUGCUCACCCCCUGCCAGGCAGGAGGCAGAUCCUGUGGAUCUGAAGGAGGACGCUGCGCUGCCUCAGGACUUUGCUGUGAUGCAGAAAGCUGCACCACAGACCAAUCCUGCCUUAUUGAGGAGGAAGGGGACGAUCAAACCAGCCAGUUUGAGGCCAGUGACCCCGGUGACAUCAUCCUCAGGCUCCUGCAUUUGGCUGGUCACACAUCUCCUCAUCGAAUGCACCAAUGAGCUGCUUCUGACACCAAGUUCUCAUGGGAAACUCUUCAGACGUAGAGACAAAAUGGGUCUUGUAGUUGUAGUUCA